Panonychus citri (citrus red mite) is the source of this 2781-nucleotide messenger RNA. RefSeq lists its product as uncharacterized. NCBI's taxonomy places the organism in Eukaryota, Metazoa, Arthropoda, Arachnida, Trombidiformes, Tetranychidae. The coding region runs from base 339 to 1589 and encodes 416 amino acids. The transcript is spliced from 6 exons. The record is from RefSeq and is a predicted model, not a curated record. Gene Ontology annotation, molecular function: protein binding.
UAAAUCUAAUUGUUCAGCGGGAAGUGGAGUUGAUAAUUUACGAGUCUCGAUGAUUACACCAAGUGAUUGGAGACGAGUUGAUUCAUCGUAAUGAUAAAUUGACUCUCGUAAUAAUCCUUGAGUAUUUAAAGGUUCAUUGUAUGAAGGUUGAUUGUUACAAAGGUGAAGAAGUUUCAAUUUUCAUUGAUUUGAAAGGCGCGGUUUGAUAGAGAUAAACUCUUCAAAUGGUCAGUAACUGACCGUCAGUUAGAGCUGCACAAGUUAAAUUUUCAAAAUUUUGAAUUUCAAACAACCAAAGUUUUUUGGUCAAGAAAACUUUCUUUGAUGAAAAGUUCUUUAUGGAUCCUUUAUCAUUUGAAUCACUGUUUGAAUUGUUUCAUGCAACUUUCAAAAUGAAUAUCAAUGAUUUGCCUGAUGAUUGUUUACUUUUGAUUUUUGAUCAGUUUUAUCAAUUCAGACAAUUUGCUACAUUGAUGAAAGUUUGUAGGCGCUGGAAAACAUUGGCGGAAAAGGGACUGAAGAAGAUCACUCACUUAGACGUUAUAUUGACAACCACAUUAAUGAAGAUUCAGGAUUCUAUUAAACAAAGUCAAGUUCCAUCGACUCGUAAAUGUAUUAUCACGAUAUAUUGUGAUAACUUUCUGCUUAUAAACAGAAAGCGCUUGAAGAAAAUUAAACUCUCUAAACUUCUUCCUAAUGUUAAGAUUAUCCAUCUUGAAAAUUACAAUGUAAACUGCCGUUGUACUUUCUUAGUUCAUUUACUGGCCAACGCGAACCAAAUUAAAGGCUUGAGCGGUUUAGGGCAUUCAUUUGAAGUGAAUCACAAAUGUAAAAUUUUAAAACGAGAAGAAAAAAGAAUAACAUCAUUUUUGAGUGAUAUUCAAUUUCUAGGAAUUAGUAAUGACCUAAUAGUUACAAGUUAUCUCAGGACUUUUGGUCAUUUCAAGAAAUUGAAAUCUCUUGGAAAUGCUAUUGGAAGUCACCACCAAACUGUGAAUUUACUCCAUGUUUUGAAAUUUGCCCAGGACCUGCCGAAUCUCGAGCAACUUGUUACUUUUUGUGGUGAUGAGUUUGAUUAUCAUUUUGUUCAACUCGGAAGCCAAUUACCGAUAUUUGGAAAUCUUUUACAUCUUCAGCUUGUAGAUACUUCAAAAAAUGGAUCGACUGUUAGUAAAUUCUUGAACUUGUGUCCGAAUUUACUCAACCUGUCUCUGGGUGCUCGUACUCAUCCAAUGAUUCUAUUUAAUCAAAUCAACAAAAACUUCAAUGUCCAAAGAUUGAAUCUACUUGAUUGGGAUCGAGAAAAGAUACUAGAAACUAUCGAAAAGUUUCCAAACUGUCGAUACUUAAGUAUUUGUGAUUAUUAUUUUUCGCUAUCUUCACAUGAGUUGAUCCAGAUUAUGAGUGUAUUACCUCAUUUGUCAUUAUUGUAUAUCAAAUCUGAUACGACUGAUUUAGCAGAAAAACGAAUCGUGAAAAACUAUUGUCACUCACGAAAUCCUAAAAUUGAUCUUUACUUUGGGUCUACAGAUGAGAAACUAUUGAUGUCUAAUGAACUUUAUCGAAAGUUUCAUGAUUCAUUUCUAUAAAUGGGUGAAGUCUAAGGAUUGCAGGUUUCUUAUUCUCCAUUUAUAAACCAACCUAGCAAAAAAAACCGAACUUAUUUAGAGAGAUCUUAGUCGUAGAUAGUAGUAGAGUAGAGAGAUCUUGAAUCACAUAAAGAAUCUCAAUAGUGUCACUAAUUAACCGAUGCUUUUUGGCUUUUCGAAAAAGACGAAUCGAAACCAUUUCCCUCACUCGAACCAGUUGUAACUCUUGAAAGUGCUUUCAAUUAUACCAAAGAAGAAGUGACUUAUGCUUUGAAAAAUAUAACCAAACAUCAAAUCGAUUCCAUAUUCAAGUUUUACUUUUCUGGUGCCGAUCCAAAUAACAUUUACGAUCUAAAAUCGCGUUCUGUUAGAUUAACUUCCGAUGUAAACUUUAAUUGUCCUUCGUUAAUUUUAUCUCAACUUUACUCACUUGUAAAUGAUAAUAUCUUUCUCUACGAAAAUGUUUACAUUGGUCAGAAUUUAUCUCGUCCAUUUGGUACUCAGCACAGUGAUGACCAGAAAUUUGGACAAGGAGCUCCUUACCGAGAGCCCGAUUCUUUUACUUCAACCGACCGUCAAUUCAGCUCAUUACUCAUGAAAGUCUAUGGGGACUUCGUUAAAGGUAUUGUCUUGACCGAUUGGAUUCCAGUUCAUCUAAACAGAUCGGACCCAAGCAAAGAUCAAACAGUCAGACAGCUAUCGCUCGAACCACAAAAUGUACUUUACAAGCACCAAAAAGCGUGUAUCGAAUGGGCCAAACUUUUCGAUUAUCAAUUUCCACUCGAAAACUAAUCAAAAUCAUUCUUCAAUCAUGAUUCAAUUCAAAUCGCAUCAAAUAGUUAGGCAACAUAUCCAAUAGAUCAAUUUAUCCUCAGAGUUUUUAUUCAGAUAGUUAUAGCAAAAUAUCAAUCAGAGUUUUGGUGUUUUUAUCCAUUUAAUUUAUCAUUUGAUUUGAUUAGUUUUCAUUUGGGACAAUUUGAUUGAUCAACUAAUUCCAUUACUUUUUUCUCGACUCCAGAUUUGCUUUCCAAAUCAUUUAAUAGCCGAUCCACUGUAUCUUUAGGUAAACUUGACGAUCGUGAAAGUAUCCAUGCUGAUUCUGUUUGUAAAAUUAAUUACAAUUAAAUGUGAAAAUUUGUAUAUAUCACUAACCAAUAUAAUCAAUAAAAUAAUGAACAAUUAACUUACCAAA